UAUUGUGAUACGAAUAAUUCUAGAUAGUUACAGAAAUCAUUCUCUGAAAUUUGGUAAUAUCCGGUGGAAAAAGUUGCUUAAAAUAACUGGCGUGUUCGAAAAAUCAGAAUAAUGCCCAUUUAUUAACUCUCUGUUUUGAUGAAUUGAAUCACUUAUAGCUAAAAUCGUAAUAUUUUAUUAGAACAUCACAAAACACAAUUGAAUCCUAUACUAAAGGUCCUAUUGAAUCGGCGUUAUGACAACAAAAUAUGUAAUUUUUGAUUGCGAUGGAGGCAGUGAUGAUGCAUGGGCCUUAUUAAUGCUUAUAAAGGCACAUCAAGAGAAGAGAAUUGUGUUGCUAGGAGUAACCAUUUGUGGUUGCGGUAAUACCGAUUUGGAGAAUGCAGCUAAGAAUACAUUACGUAUAUUAAAAGCGAGUGAUAGUCUGAAUAUACCUGUAUAUCUUGGUGCAUCAGACCCACUUUUACCAAAAAGGCAACAGGAAAGUACUUUCAAAUUUCAUGGAGAAGACGGAUUUGGCGACGUGUUAAAUGAAGACGACUUGAAUAUAAAAGAUUUUAUAUCGGAGUCAGAACACGGAGUUUGUAAAAUAAAUGAACUUUGUAGUGCGAAACCAAAACAAAUAACUUUGAUAUCUACAGGGCCAUUAACUAAUAUUGCGUUAUGUUAUGCGAUGUAUCCCAAUUUUGCCAAUGACGUUAAAGAUUUAUUUAUAAUGGGUGGCAACUAUCAAGGAGUGGGCAACUUUACACGUGCUGCUGAAUUUAAUUUUUAUUGUGAUCCAGAAGCAGCACAUAUUGUGCUGGAAAAAUCAAUUUGCCCGGUAACGAUAUUACCUUGGGAACCUUGUAUGAGUGAUCGUUUUGCUGUGUAUCUUAACUGGCGUCUAGAGGUCCUAGGACCAUUGGCAGAAACCUGCAAUGAAGCUAUAAAAACUUUAAAUAAAGUUGAGCAUGCUCAGUACUCUACAGCGGGCUUUGAAGUCUGGAAUCCCUGCGAUGCCAUGUUAACUGCUGUCUAUCUUUUUGAAAACCAUGCUGUCAGCAAAUCAAACAAAUGGCACGCUACAGUCGAUGUUUUAGGUGGUCAUACACGAGGUCAAAUGGUUUUGGAUCAUUUGCAUGAAGUCGAUAAAAAUCCGAAAAAUGUGCGCAUUAUUGAAGACCUUAAUGCUGAGUUUUUCAAAACUGUUGCAGAGUGGACUGUGGGACUGAAGACAUUGAAUAUAUAAUACUGAAACUGUAGAUUAAAAGUAUUCAUGAUUUCAAAAAGAAAAUAAAAUUACUCGACAAAAUAAACAAAAAAUA
This is a messenger RNA of Teleopsis dalmanni, 1307 nucleotides long. Its product is annotated as pyrimidine-specific ribonucleoside hydrolase RihB-like. NCBI's taxonomy places the organism in Eukaryota, Metazoa, Arthropoda, Insecta, Diptera, Diopsidae. Gene Ontology annotation, molecular function: hydrolase activity, hydrolyzing N-glycosyl compounds. The record is from RefSeq and is a predicted model, not a curated record. The coding region runs from base 236 to 1231 and encodes 331 amino acids. The transcript is spliced from 6 exons.